Molecule: messenger RNA, 1489 nt
Organism: Chaetura pelagica (chimney swift)
Lineage: Eukaryota; Metazoa; Chordata; Aves; Apodiformes; Apodidae
Gene: NTN1
Product: netrin 1
Exons: 8
Coding region: 1-1470 (489 amino acids)
Molecular function (GO): protein binding
Source: RefSeq, a predicted model, not a curated record
AUGGGACCCACGCCGGGAUCGGAAAAUCAUAUCCGGUACCCCCAUAACGUCACCCUCACCCUCUCCCUGGGCAAGAAAUUCGAGGUGACCUACGUCAGCCUGCAGUUCUGCUCGCCGCGCCCCGAGUCCAUGGCCAUCCACAAGUCCAUGGACUACGGCAAGACCUGGGUGCCUUUCCAGUUCUACUCCACGCAGUGCCGCAAGAUGUACAACAAGCCCAGCCGGGCGGCCAUCACCAAGCAGAACGAGCAGGAGGCGGUCUGCACCGACUCGCACACCGACGUGCGGCCCCUCUCUGGCGGCCUCAUCGCCUUCAGCACCCUGGACGGCCGCCCCACCGCCCACGACUUCGACAACUCGCCCGUUCUGCAGGACUGGGUGACGGCCACCGACAUCAGGGUGACCUUCAGCCGCCUCCACACCUUCGGCGACGAGAGCGAGGAUGACUCCGAGCUGGCCCGCGAUUCGUAUUUCUACGCCGUCUCCGACUUGCAGGUCGGCGGGCGAUGCAAGUGCAACGGCCACGCGUCGCGCUGCGUCCGGGACCGCGACGACAGCCUGGUGUGCGACUGCAAGCACAACACGGCCGGCCCCGAAUGUGACCGCUGCAAGCCCUUCCAUUACGACAGGCCUUGGCAGAGAGCGACGGCCCGGGAGGCCAACGAGUGCGUGGCCUGCAACUGCAACCUGCACGCCCGGCGCUGCCGGUUCAACAUGGAGCUGUACAAGCUGUCGGGGCGCAAGAGCGGCGGCGUCUGCCUCAACUGCCGGCACAACACGGCGGGGCGGCACUGCCACUACUGCAAGGAGGGCUUCUACAGGGACCUCAGCAAGCCCAUCUCCCACCGCAAGGCCUGCAAAGAGUGUGACUGUCACCCCGUGGGCGCCGCCGGCCAAACCUGCAACCAGACCACGGGCCAAUGUCCCUGCAAAGACGGUGUCACCGGCAUCACCUGCAACCGCUGCGCCAAAGGCUACCAGCAGAGCCGCUCCCCCAUCGCCCCCUGCAUAAAGAUCCCUGCUGCCCCCCCCACCACCACUGCCAGCAGCACAGAGGAGCCUGCAGAUUGUGACUCAUACUGCAAAGCCUCUAAGGGGAAACUGAAGAUCAACAUGAAGAAGUACUGUAAGAAAGACUAUGCUGUCCAGAUCCACAUUCUGAAAGCAGAAAAAAACGCCGACUGGUGGAAGUUCACAGUCAACAUCAUCUCUGUCUACAAACAAGGCAGCAACCGCAUCCGGCGUGGAGACCAGACCCUGUGGAUCCACUCCAAGGACAUCGCGUGCAAGUGCCCCAAAAUCAAACCCAUGAAGAAAUAUUUGCUGCUGGGCAACAACGAGGACUCUCCUGACCAGAGCGGCAUCAUUGCGGACAAAACCAGCCUGGUGAUCCAGUGGCGGGACACGUGGGCGCGGCGGCUCAGGAAGUUCCAGCAGCGCGAGAAGAAAGGGAAGUGCAAGAAGGCCUAAAAGGAGGAGAAGGCAAUGG